Molecule: messenger RNA, 2136 nt
Organism: Pseudozyma flocculosa PF-1
Lineage: Eukaryota; Fungi; Basidiomycota; Ustilaginomycetes; Ustilaginales; Ustilaginaceae
Exons: 2
Coding region: 1-2136 (711 amino acids)
Biological process (GO): rRNA processing
Cellular component (GO): small-subunit processome; Pwp2p-containing subcomplex of 90S preribosome
Molecular function (GO): protein binding
Source: RefSeq, a predicted model, not a curated record
AUGGCGCCCGCUUCCUCUUCCAAGAAGCGAUCCAACCGCUUCGACGACGACGAAGAAGAUAUCGGAGUGCCGGCCGCCCUCGGCAUGGGCGAUGCGUCCUUUCCAGGCAGCAAGAAGAAGCGGCCGCCGCCGCCGCCAGAGGAAAAGGAGCUCAGCCUCGAGAAGCUCAUCUUCGGAGACAGCCGGCUCCUCUCCACGGCCGCACCUUCUUCGAACCGCAAGGGCGCCGGUAACGCCUCGCACCUGCAUGCGCAGAACAGCACUAUCAACGGCGACGAAGUGGAACAAGGCAGGCAGGAAGCUGUGACCGAUGAUCAGCUCUUUGUCCUCGAUACCGGCACCGGAGCCGACGACGACGACGACGACGGUCUGCAGGGAGCCGCCAGCGACGACAACGGAGACGAGCAAGACCAAGAAGAGGACGACGACGACGACGAGACCGACUACGAGGCUACCCAGUCCGCAGACGGCGAUGGUGACGACUCCGAGGACGGCGAGCAGAUCCUAAUCGAUGGGCCAGGCGCAUCCUCCGCGGAUGCCGGCCCGUCAAAGUCCAAGAAGCCGCGCAAAGUCUCGGUGUGGACGGACCCGGACGAUGCCACCGUGACCAUCGCCCUUGCCGGCCGGGAUGCUGUCGCGGUCGACGGCUCGAAGCGGGGCACCAAGAAGCUUCGGCGCCUGCGCGAGGAGGCCGGCGAGACGAGCGUGAGCGGCCUCGAGUACGAGCUGCGGCUACGGAAGCAGUUCGAGAAGCUGCACCCUCGGCCGAUGUGGGCCUCGCUCCGCCUCUUCAGCCGGCCGCAGCAGGACGAAGCUUCGGCCCAGGCGACCGAGGACGAUCCUUCGUUCACCAUCACCGACGAGAGCAGCCGGACGCUCACCGACCUGCUGCAGAGCGACAGCGGGCUGCUGGGCACCUACUCGGACGCCAACGGCAAGUCGAUCAAGGCGCGCGGCAAGCUCAAGGCCGGCGAGAUCGAGGUGGACCGGCUGCGCGACGCCAACAGCGCCCAGACGUCGUACGCCAUGGCCCACGACGAGGCGGCGUCGGCCAUCGAGAUGCUCCAGUUCCAUCCGAGCGACCGCGCCAGCGUCCUGAUGACGGCCUCGCGCGACCGCCGCGUGCGCCUCUUCCAGAUCGACGGCAACACCAAUCCGCUCGUUCAGACGCUGCACGUGCCGGACAUGCCCAUUCAGAACGCCAGCUUCCACCCGUCGGGAUCCUCGGUGCUCAUCUCGGGCACGCGCCCCUACCUGUACGCCUACGACCUGCAGGCGGGCCGGGUGAUCCGCUCCUCGCCGUGGCGCGGCAGCGGCAGCAUUAUGUCGUCCAGCUCGGGCGACGACGGCAUCGAGCGCGACCUCUCGAUGGCCCGCUUCCAGCCCGGGACGGGCGAGGGCGGCAACCGGCUGCUCGCCAUCGGAGGCAGGAACGGCAACGUCCACCUGCUCGACUGGGGCCGCUCGGGCGCCUCGGGCGGAGCGCGCGUGGGCGGCUUCCGCAUGAACGCCCCGCUGGCAGGCCUCUGCUGGGACCCCUCGGCGCACUACGACCGCGGCAUCGACGUGCGGCGCGGCGCGGGCGGCAAGGACCACGAGCUGCUGACGCUGUCCAACGAGGGCAGCGUCCACGUCUGGGACAUCCGCAACACGGGCACCGAAGUGUCGUGCGUGUCGAUCUGGAAGGACCAGGGCCUGUUUGGCGCCAAGGAGCUCGAGGUCAGCCCCAACGGCAGGUUCUGGAGCGUCGGCAGCGACAACGGCAUCGUCAACAUCUACAAGCGGCCGGGCCGGGCGGGCGAUGCGGCGGCCGACGACAGCGGCGCCACGUUCCAGUCCAACGAGGCGCCCGGCGGCCUGAUUGAGCCGCUCAAGGAUAUUGGCAACCUGACGACGGCGAGCACGACGCUGCGGUGGAACCACGACGGGCAGAUUCUUGCGCUGGCGUCGAGGAAUAAGAAGGAUGUGCUCAAGCUUGUCCAUUUCCCGACGAUGAAGGUCUUCUCCAACUGGCCCACGUCCGGCACGCCGCUGGGCCACGUCACCUCGGUCGACUUUUCACGCGGCAGCCAGUACAUGGCCAUCGGCAACGGCAAGGGCAAGGUCCUCCUGUACGCGCUGCGGCACUACCUCUGA